UCCACUCCGGCCGCUGCGCGCUCUACUCUCGGCUCCCAGCCGGAACCCUGCGCCAGGAACCAGGAAGCGCCCGGCGGCUGGCGCGGGGAGGUCGGGAUGGCAGGGCCAGGUUGGGGUCCCCCGCGGCUGGACGGCUUCAUCCUCACCGAGCGCCUGGGCAGUGGCACGUACGCGACGGUGUACAAGGCCUACGCCAAGAAGGACACUCGUGAGGUGGUAGCCAUAAAGUGUGUGGCCAAGAAGAGUCUGAACAAGGCAUCUGUGGAAAACCUUCUGACAGAGAUUGAGAUCCUCAAGGGCAUUCGACACCCACACAUCGUGCAGCUGAAGGACUUCCAGUGGGACAGUGACAACAUCUACCUCAUCAUGGAGUUCUGUGCAGGAGGUGACCUCUCUCGCUUCAUCCAUACCCGCAGGAUUCUGCCUGAGAAGGUGGCUCGGGUCUUCAUGCAGCAGUUGGCUAGUGCCCUGCAGUUCCUACAUGAACGGAACAUCUCUCACCUGGAUCUAAAGCCACAGAACAUUCUGCUGAGCUCCUUGGAGAAGCCUCACCUUAAAUUGGCAGACUUUGGUUUUGCCCAGCACAUGUCCCCCUGGGAUGAGAAGCAUGUGCUCCGUGGCUCCCCGCUCUACAUGGCUCCCGAGAUGGUGUGUCAGCGACAAUACGAUGCCCGUGUGGACCUCUGGUCUGUGGGGGUCAUCCUGUACGAAGCCCUCUUCGGGCAGCCCCCCUUUGCCUCCAGGUCGUUCUCGGAGCUGGAAGAGAAGAUCCGGAGCAACCGGGUUAUUGAGCUCCCCCUGCGACCCCUGCUCUCCCAGGACUGCCGGGACCUGCUGCAGCGGCUCCUGGAGCGGGACCCCAACCGCCGCAUCUCCUUCCAGGAUUUCUUUGCCCACCCCUGGGUGGACCUGGAGCACAUGCCCAGCGGGGAGAGCCUGGCACGAGCAACCGCCCUGGUGGUGCAGGCUGUGCAGAAGGACCAGCAGGGGGACGCCGCGGCCGCCUUAUCUCUCUACUGCAAGGCUCUGGACUUCUUCGUGCCUGCCCUACACUAUGAGGUGGAUGCCCAGCGGAAGGAGGCAAUUAAGGCAAAGGUGGGCCAGUACGUGUCCCGGGCUGAGGAGCUCAAGGCCAUCGUCUCCUCCUCCAAUCGGGCCCUGUUGAGGCAGGAAACCUCUGCCCGAGACCUGCUUAAAGAGAUGGCCCGGGACAAGCCCCGCCUCCUAGCUGCUCUGGAAGUGGCUUCAGCUGCCAUGGCCAAGGCAGAAGAGGCUGGUGGGGAGCAGGACGCCCUGGUUCUGUACCAGCACAGCCUGGGGGAGCUGCUGCUGCUGCUGGCAGCGGAGCCCCCAGGCCGGAGGCGGGAGUUGCUUCACACUGAGGUUCAGAACCUCAUGGCUCGAGCUGAAUACCUGAAGGAGCAAGUCAAGAUGAGGGAGUCUCGCUGGGAAGCUGAGACCCUGGACAAAGAGGGGCUGUUGGAGUCUGUUCGUAGCUCUUGCACUCUGCAGUGACCCUGAAGGAUGAUUGGACAGGUCACUGGGAGUUGGGGACGCACUCACCCCUACUGUGGCCCUCUGCAGCCCUGCAGAGCAGGCUUCCUGGAUGGGCGACUCUGAGACCUCCCCACACCCCAGAUCCCUAGCACCCCUUGGGAGACUCUUUACUGGCUAGAGGGUCUGAUAGCCCACGGAGUGCGCUGGGAGCGCUGGGCCUUGGCCCAGGGGAAGAGGAGCAGGACUCUGGGAGAAGAGUAUUUCUUUCACGUGACUUUUGUUAUUUGGUGGUUGCUGUGCCCUGAACCUCUUGGUUUCUGUUUUUGCUCUGAGCAGAGGGCACGGGGCAGCCUCUGCCCUGUGGCCACCCCUGUCCUUCCUGAGAGCCCUUAUUGCAGCUCACCUCCCUCCUUGCACUGGAACAGGGCCCAAGACCCCUCAGGGACCACCCACCCCACAUACGCACUCAGCCCCGCAAAACUCACCAGUCUUCCUGGAAACUGACCCCUGCCCACUUUCUCAAUAUUUUAAGGUACUCCUUCAUGCAUGAAAAUAAUAUCCUCUGUAGAAGUGGAGCAAAUAUGAGAAACCCAUGCCUUGUUCUUGCCCUGGCCCAGGGGGUACAAGGGGAGGGGUCCUCAGUCCUCAUCCUUCCCACCUCCAUCCCUCUUUGGGGAACGCCCCUACUGGCCCCAGAGCUGGUCCUGGCCUGGGAGAGAGAGGCAUGGGGACUUCCUGGCCCAUCAAGCUGUGGGGGACCCAGUGAUCCAGGGUAGCUGGUUCUAAGUCUGACACUGCCACUAUUCCAGCGUGUGACCCUGGACAGGCUCCUUCCCCUUUCUGGGCCUGACCCCAUCUCUCCAGUAGGUCUGCCAGUAUCUUCCUAGGAUCCCACAUGGGCUUUUAGGAAAACAAAGUGACUUUAAUCUGGAAAGAACAUGCAUACCCAUAGUUACUUGGAGGUUUCUUUUCUAAAAAAUCAGAGAAGGUGUUAGUGGUUUCUAACCCCACUGCCCUUAAAUGCCUCCUUUCUUUAGGAGAGUGUCUGCUUUCCCUCUAGGAGGCUGGGUGUAAAGAAUGUAAUUCUAUUCUGUUUUUCUAUUAAAUUAUUUUCUGAA
Molecule: messenger RNA, 2615 nt
Organism: Phacochoerus africanus (Common warthog)
Lineage: Eukaryota; Metazoa; Chordata; Mammalia; Artiodactyla; Suidae
Gene: ULK3
Product: unc-51 like kinase 3
Exons: 16
Coding region: 97-1515 (472 amino acids)
Biological process (GO): autophagy; peptidyl-serine phosphorylation; protein autophosphorylation
Cellular component (GO): autophagosome; cytoplasm
Molecular function (GO): ATP binding; protein serine/threonine kinase activity
Source: RefSeq, a predicted model, not a curated record